Trichoplusia ni (cabbage looper) is the source of this 3187-nucleotide messenger RNA. It is a transcript of the gene Gpo1, whose product is annotated as glycerol-3-phosphate dehydrogenase, mitochondrial. Lineage: Eukaryota; Metazoa; Arthropoda; Insecta; Lepidoptera; Noctuidae. Gene Ontology annotation, molecular function: glycerol-3-phosphate dehydrogenase (quinone) activity; calcium ion binding. The record is from RefSeq and is a predicted model, not a curated record. Bases 287 to 2452 code for a protein of 721 amino acids. The transcript has 16 exons. Gene Ontology annotation, cellular component: mitochondrion; glycerol-3-phosphate dehydrogenase (FAD) complex. Gene Ontology annotation, biological process: glycerol-3-phosphate metabolic process.
GAUACGGUCAGUCAGUAGGUCGCUCGCAACCGCUUGGGCGUGGGGACAACACUCACGCACGAUUAGUUAUGUUCUAGCUAGAAUUAAGUAACACUUUAGUGCAAAUAGUUUUAAUUAAAAAGCUGAAUUAAAAAGUGAUGUGAAACUGAAACUAUAAGUGCUGUAUUCGCUCAAUAUUUUUUACUAACACAAAUCUUACAGAAGCCUUGAAUAUUAAAAUUACCUAAAAUAGAUUACAUGUUUUCAUCGUAGUUUUCCUUGGACCUAACUAUAUUAUCUAAGAAUAAUGUCUCGCAGAAGAUUGCUUAUCGGUGGCGCGGCAGGCGUCGCGGGCGCAGCUCUCGCCGCCUGGGCGGUGGCGGCCGAUGACACACCGGCGGAAUGGUACAAACCAGCGACAGUUUCAGCGAAAACCGAGCGCAAGAAGCGACCGCUGCCGUCGCGCGCGUCCCAGGUGGCUAACCUGCAAGCCGGACACACUUACGAUAUCCUCAUUGUGGGAGGAGGUGCGACCGGUGUUGGCUGCGCCUUAGAUGCCUGCACUAGAGGUCUCCGAACAGCCCUAGUCGAAGCCGAUGACUUCGCAAGUGGCACAUCGAGUCGUAGUACCAAGCUCAUUCACGGCGGUGUGCGGUACCUACAAAAGGCCAUCAUGCAGCUGGACUACGACCAGUAUAAGAUGGUGAAGGAGGCUUUGCACGAGAGAGCGAACAUGUUGGAGGUCGCCCCGCAUUUGACCAGACCUCUGCCUAUAUUGUUACCUGUAUACAAGUGGUGGCAAGUCCCAUACUACUGGUUUGGUAUCAAGAUGUACGACGUGGUAGCGGGCGACAGGAACGUGAAGAGCUCGUACUAUCUCUCCAAGAAGAACACUCUCGAACUGUUCCCUAUGUUGAAGUCAGACAACCUGUGUGGUGGCAUUGUGUACUAUGAUGGUCAACAAGACGACGCGCGCAUGAACCUGGCGAUAGCUCUGACGGCGGCCCGACACGGCGCCACCAUCGCUAACCACGUCAGCGUCACCAAGCUCUAUAAGACCGCUGGCAAACUCAGCGGAGCCAGGCUAAAGGACGAGAUGACUGGCAAGGAAUGGGACGUGAAAGCUAAGUGCAUCAUCAACGCGACGGGUCCCUUCACCGACGGCAUCAGGAAGAUGGAUGACCCCACUGUCAAGGACAUCUGCUGUCCAUCAUCUGGCGUGCAUAUCGUGUUGCCUGGAUACUACAGUCCUGAACACAUGGGUCUCCUGGACCCGGCUACGUCAGACGGCCGUGUGAUCUUCUUCCUGCCAUGGCUGAAGGGCACCAUCGCUGGUACCACAGACCUGCCCUGCAAGGUCACGCACAACCCCAAGCCCACUGAAGACGAGAUCCUCUUCAUCCUUACCGAAGUCAAGAACUAUUUGAACCCUGAUGUUGAAGUACGUCGUGGCGACGUCCUCUCCGCGUGGUCGGGCAUCCGGCCGCUGGUGUCGGACCCCAACAAGCCGGACACGCAGUCGCUCGCCCGCAACCACAUCGUGCACGUGUCGCCCGCCGGCCUCGUCACCAUCGCCGGCGGCAAGUGGACCACCUACCGCGCCAUGGCCGCAGAGACCAUCGACGCUUGCAUUGAGAGCGCCAAUUUGAAGCCCCUGUUCAGAGAAUGCCAGACCGACGGCUUCUUAAUAGAGGGCGCGCACGGGUGGACCCCAACUAUGUACAUUAGAUUAGUACAAGAUUUCGGUUUAGAGAUGGAAGUAGCACAACACUUAGCUAAGUCGUAUGGUGACAGAGCGUUCGCAGUCGCCAAGAUGGCGGCGAUGACUGGCAAGAGAUGGCCUAUCAUCGGAAAGAAGAUCCACCCUGAGUUCCCAUAUAUCGAUGCUGAGAUUAGGUACGGUUGCCGCGAGUACGCCUGCACGGCAGUGGACAUGAUCGCGCGGCGCCUGCGCCUGGCCUUCCUCAACGUGCAGGCCGCGGCCGAGGCCCUGCCCACUGUGGUCGACAUCAUGGCCGAGGAACUCAACUGGAAUGAGGCUGAGAAGAAGAAACAAAUCAAAGAAGCCGGCGAAUUCUUGGCCAACGAGAUGGGCCAGAUGGUGAACCGCGCCAGUCGCGACAAGAUCCCGAUCAACCUCAGCAAGGACGAGAUCCAGACCUACAUCAAACGGUUCCAGAUCAUCGACAAGGACAGGAAGGGCUUCGUCUCUAUCAACGAUAUUAGGAGGAGUCUUAAGAACUACGGCGAAGAGGUCACCGGGGAACAGUUGCACGAAAUUCUGAAAGAAAUCGACACUAACAUGAACGGACAAGUCGAACUCGACGAGUAUUUGCAGAUGAUGUCAGCCAUCAAGUCUGGUCACGUGGCUUACUCCCGGUUCGCGCGCAUGGCGGAGAUGGAGGAGGAACACCACGAGCAGGAGAUGCUCAAGAAGAAGAUCUCCGUCGAGAGGAGUGGCGGUGGCUUGUAGACCUCACGUGGUAACACCAUAGCAGCAAAGAACGCUAAGCAGACACAAGUAUUAUUUCUCAAAUGUAGAGUACAAUUAAUUGCGGUUCUUUAAAUAUUAAUUCUUUAUAUAAUUUAUAAAAUAAAAACUUCAGUAACUAAUUAGGUACAUCAUACGUCCUAUAUAUUUGUUUGAGACAAUGAUUUUUUUGAAUCAUUUUACGAAAUUUGGACAACAAGAAAAUAUGUUAAACAUUUUGAUUAUUGUUCCCUAGUUUUAAGAACAACGGAUUUGAUGUGAUUGUUUAUUAUAAGACGAUUUAUUUAUUGUUUUUUUUUUUAUUAUACAAGAAUUUACUUUCAAAUACCGACAUACGAUAUUUAUAAUUUGUUAUUUAGGUGUUUAUGUUGUGAUAUGUACUGCUAUAGCACCUAUUUCUAAAAGAUGUUAGACCUAGUCAAUUAUUUCAGCCUAAAAUCCAGAUAUUGUUAUUUCUCUUGUUUUUAUUGUCGCUGAAGCUUGCCUCUCGACACAAAAUGCGUUUCACUUGUAACGUCCAUGCUAAUAUUUCGCGAAAAAUAUUUGAGGGAUAUCAAAUCGACAAUUGCCUAUCGACCCUCUUAUCGAAUCUCGGUGUGGGCGAGACAUAAGAUAUUACACUUUUAUUACAAAACACUAUCAAAUGAAUACCUUUUACCAUUUAUUUAAAGUUCUUAAUGUGUUUAUUGUGCAAAUAAAUUGAUUUUAAAUCGAAAA